GUGCCUGCCGGGGGUUGCCAUGGGUGCGGCGGUGGCGGCCGGGGGUCGGUGUCGGUGCUGGUGCUGCGGGAAGGGGCGGUGUCGGGCGGACCCGUGCGGGGUCCUCUGCCUGCUGCUUACGUACCUCAGUGUGGGCUACGCCGACUACGUCAUCCUGGAGCAUGUCCUGCUCCAGCCGGGCUUCCGGGGCAGCCUCUGGUGUCCGUUCCAUGCCGUGGCGUUCAACUUCAUUGUCGUUAUGCUCUUGGCCUGUCACACGCGAGCUGUCUUUGCCGACCCAGGCAUGGUCCCGCUCCCAGAUACAGCCAUUGACUUCUCUGACUUGCGGAGUAGCGGCAGUGGCGGAUCGCACAAGAACAGUCGGAACAAUGAGGACUGGACAGUGUGUAACCGCUGUGAGACAUACCGGCCGCCCCGGGCGCACCACUGCCGCGUCUGCCACCGCUGCGUGCGCCGCAUGGACCACCACUGCCCUUGGAUCAACAACUGUGUGGGGGAACUGAACCAGAAAUACUUCAUCCAGUUUCUCUUCUAUACAGGCUUGGCCAGCCUUUACGCCAUGGGGCUGGUCUUGACCACCUGGCUUUGGCCCACGGACAAGAGCUCAGCCGGGAAGGCCGAAGGAGCCGAAGGAGGCGUUUCCAACAAUCGCAUCCAAAUUGCUCACCGCAUCAUCUUGCUGGUGGAAUCCAUCCUCUUUGGCCUCUUUGUCACAGUCAUAUUUUAUGACCAGCUGGUCUCCAUUAUCACAGACGAGACCCCAAUUGAGCAGCUGCGCAACCGGCUCCUGAAAGAGGCACGGCGGGAAGUCUCGCAUACGCGGAAGCCCAAGAUCGCCCUCCUGCGGGAAGUCUUUGGCCGAGGUCUCGUCAUCUGCUGGUUCUUCCCGUGCAACUGCAGCUCUCCGUCAGCCAGCGGACCCUCCUACAGCUACUUGCCCAACUACGACGUGUGACUUCCUGGGCUGCUCUCUCUUCGUGCUCUCUUUCUAUUGGUGGAGGCAGAGGUUCCGUUCAGUUUCAUUGGCCACCUUCUGUGGAGGCAAUGGUGGCUGCAGUUUCUUAACGUUUUCCCCCAGGCGGGGAAACAGUUUUCUUGGGAGGGGAGUGUUUGCGUGCGUGUAUGUGUGUUUUUGUGUGUGUGUGUGUACUAUAAGUGUUGAUGCUCUUCAUCCCAAUGGGAACAGAGCACGCUCUCCCUUGAAGUGGAGCUCAGCAGGAGGUCCUCGUAUUUUGAACUCUUGGCUCAACCUGUGUAACACUCAGAACUGGGGUGCUGCACACAGCAGAGAUCACUCUCAGAAGCGGCCCUUAAUGCGUCUUGGGCCCUGGUGUGAAGCAUGUGAAUUUGAGCCCCUUCCUUCCUUCCUUCCUUCCUGCCUCACCUUGCCUGUGAAGGCCGUAUUUAAGCCCUGCGUCCUUUACCAGGUUUCCCAAAGAGAUCAAGCUCUGGCCUAUCUAAUAAUAAUAAUAAUAAUAAUAAUAAUAAUGCGGGCAUUAGCCUCCUACUCUGGAGAGCUGUGACCUCUGCCCACUAGGGACCCCAGCCUUGCUUUUGUUCACCUGAUUUCAGCCCUGGGGGUGGCAGUGUUUGGUACAUGCUUCCACUUCAAGCUUGCUUCAGCCUCUGAUGCUCUGCUGUGGCCUGGAAGCACAUCGAAGGCUGAUGGUGAACAGCUGUCCCAGAGGAGGGAGUACCUUGUAUUAGCAACCUCCUUGGGGUUUCCUUUUUCAGAGGGCGGGGGCUGGCUGCCCUCCAGUGGAUGUGACCACAGAUAGCUCAGGUGGGUGUUAAGAGCACGCAGCCGCACCUCCCCACACGGCACCAGCCACAUCAGGAUCUCUGCUUAUCCUUCUGGUUUGCUGUGAGCAUUGUGUGUAUAUUGCCUUUCAGCACAUUCCCAGCAGUUCCUUGAGCUUUCUUGAAACAUAAGAGUCGGAACAUCAUGCUUUGUGGUGCGCAGGGACUUGCUGCAUCCUCUGCUUGGGGAGGUGUUCAGGAGGUUUCUGUCAUUUUGGUGUCUAAUCGCUGGGGGGAUUCCUUGUUUCCUUUGCUGGAUUGGCCCCCACCCCAAGGUUCCCCGGAGGCCUUGAAAUUAAGAGGCUGGGUUUCCAGCAUCAUUUGAGCUGCUCAUUAACUGGAGAAAAGAGAGGCCUAGGGCUUUUUUUCAGCUGGAGCACACCGGAGCAUGGUUCCGGCACCUCUCAGGUGGGUGACAUUGCAGGCCAGCACCCUCCCACCUGCUUCUUGCCUUUACGUACUUCCGAGAGGCCCAAAAUGAACAUUUCAGGUCAAAAGCGAAGCUGGCCAGCAUGUGAGUCUACAUUUUUUUUAGAUCUAUGUCUCCACCUAGCCGCAGUUGGUCAAGCUAUGGGGUAGGGCCAAUUCGUAUUUCCAUUUCUUCAGUCCAAUUCCCGUAUAGCGGCAGUGGGCUUUAAGCUGUCCAGCCAGGCCUCUACUGUUGCACGUGGGCGUGUUUGCACGAGGGCCCUUCCAAGCUGCCCUAGCCACCUGCCUGAAUCUAAAAGAAUGGGGCGGGGGGCGGGGCACAUUUAUUUGACCUGUACCAGAACCAGGGGCGACCCCCAAACCAAACAGCUUGCCGUAGUUUUUAUCACCUCCGUGGCUGGUGAACACUGCUGUUGUCAAACAGGCAUCUGUCUAUUCAAGGCUGCCCCGAGUCACCUGGCAACUUGCUGUAGCAACUUCAUGGUGAGUUCUGGCACCUAUUUUUCUGGGGGGGGGGGGCACCAGAGAAGCCCUUUUUAGUAAAGGGGAGAUUCUCCUGCCCCUAGUACUUCAGCAGAGGGUGGCGGCCCCCUCUGAAAUAAUGACUCCCUGAAACUCAUCUUAAAAUGGUGGCUGGUAUCCAUUAGAGUUUGUAGGGCAGAAUCUGGGAGCCCUGCAGGAGGCGGAGCCAGAGGCAAUGACAGGCAGAGCUGCAAGCAAUGAGUGGCAGAGCCAAUGGAGUCUAGUUUUGUCCCCAUCCUUUUCCCGAGACUGAGGAGGAGGAGGGUGACAGGCAGGGCCCCACCUUGGACCGGCUGUAAGUAAGAAGGCAAGCAGGCUGGGGAUGGCUGAGAGCGGACUAAGGGUUGUGGGGCAGUGCCCCAUUCCCCUGAAUGGAGCAGCCUCCACUGCCUUUCAAAGCACAAGAAGUGUGUCGCAUUUGAUACCCAUUGUGUCAUGUGUUUCCCCCACACCCCCGACUUGCUAAUCCUACACUGCUGCCCUUGGGUUGGGUGGUACUUAUCUAUUUAUUAUGUUGCCUUAUAGCCCAGGCUUCGAUUCUACUUCUCAAGGCGGCUAGAAAUAUAUCAUGUUAGAAUAGAAUAUGUUUUUAAGUAUGCUAAACGGGUAAAGCAACUAAGCAGCAGCAUUGCAACCAAAAGCAGAGAGGAAGGCCUCUUCUAACACAAUGCCCUGUGCAUGUGCAUUGUCUGAAAACGAAGCAUGCCUUCUGUUUCAGAAGUGUUUUUACCCAUGUGCAAGUUGAAAUGGCAAACUAAAUCUAGCCAGGCUCAUACAGCGUACAGUAAUUGGUUUUAAAAAAUAAAUAAAUCAGGUUGCAGCCUUACUUUCAGCAGAGUGCUACAACCUGGGGAGUCAGUGUGAGACACCCUCCCCCAGAUGUUGCUGGUUUCCAUAUCCUGUCCACUCCAACCAGCAUGGUUCGUGGUCAAGGGAUAAUGGGGGUAGUAGUCCAGCCACAUCCCUAUACUGCAGCAUUCUCAUUCCCCCACUCCUUUCUACACGCUGUGUUAAUUCCCUGUGCUCUGGUCUGUGCUAGAAUGAGGCUUUUUUCUACCACUAUCUCCCUGAUGCCUGACCCUGCUAUCCAUCCAACUUUUUUAAAAAGCGGGGUGGUUUUCGCUCAGACUUGGCAAACAAGUUUUGAGCUGCGAACCUAACUGUGGCACGAUUGGGGUGUGUGUGUGUGGUGAGGAAGGGAAAGAAUGUCUCUGGGAUUUAAUUGGGAUAAUUUCCUACCCUCUAAUGAAAGUCUAGACAGCCCCAGAUGCAAGUGUCAGGAACUGGAGGGUGAGCGAUUGAUUGCCCCCGGUGCCCUGCGGACAAAGCAGCUCUGGCUGUGGAUUAAGUCUUAAGUGUUCUGCCGCUUUAUUUAUUUUCUCAGGAUGUGUUUGCACUGAUGCUUCGUUUAAUAACAGGAUGCCACUUGUUCCCUUUGAACCAAAUGUGAUGCCCGCCCAUCUCAAAGAUGAGCAGCUUGUUUUGCAAACCCCACAGACGAUCGGUCUUGACAUCUUCACGCUCGAGAGGGUGCCAAGGAGCAAGGAAUCCGGCAACUGGAGCACAUUUUGCUGCUGCUUCUUUUUUUUCAAAGCAAGGUUCCGGUCCUCAUUGCUGCAGAGAAUAGCCAAAUUUCUGAUUUAAAAGAAAGAGAGAAAGAAAAUAUCUCUCACUCGGGAAUCCAGUGCUCUGAAGGAGUCUCCUCAUUUCUUUGCACAGUUAUCGGGCUCCCAAAGUUAAGACUCUGCUAACCCUACUCUUAGAAUAGUCUCAUUGGAAUUAAUGAACACAACUGACUUAGAUCUAUUAAUUUCAGUGGGUCUGUCUUGAGUAAAAUUUAGUCAGUCUGUUCUCAGCAGGGGCACAGGAGGCAGAGUUGUGGCACUACUGCACACUGGGGCAAGGCAGCAGCGGGCUUUGCCACCAUCCCAGCAAGGACGGUGCCGCUGCCAGGAGAUCACUGCUGCUGCUCUUCUGCCCCUUUUGCAUGCCUUUGCUGCCUGCCCCACUUUUGGUCAUCUGCCCUAGUAUUGCGAUUUGCAGCUUUAAUCUUCCAGUCUCUCCACCACCCACUACCCAGAUCAAAACCUGUGCAAUGAUUCCCUCCGAAAAAGAUAUAUUGCCGUUCCGAACAUUCCUGCAUUGCAGGAGGUCGGGCUAGAUAACCCUCAAGGUCCCUUCCAACUCUUAAGAUUCUAGGAGUCUAAAUUAUUGUAGGUCAUUUCAUUCCAGUUACAUCACUUCAUUCCAGUUGCACAGUUUGGGAACUUCUGUUUUGUUAGUGCAAAACUCCAGACUCUCAUCGCUGAGCUCUCUUCUGCUGGGUGGCACAGAGGAAAAGCUGCCUUCAGUUGCCUGUAUAAGAUCCAGGCUUUUGCAUCCCUUUGUUUUUUUCUUCUGCUGGGCCUAGUCUUCAACCAGCCAUCCAACACCCUGAACCUCUGAUAGAUGACAGGUGUGAGACUUUGGCAGGCAAAGCCCUCCCUGUCCUCCCCCUGCUGUCUAGAAACGUGUUGUUGUUUUUCCUAAAAGAGCAUGCAUCUUCAGGAUAUAGAAUCCUUUGCUUGUGUCUUGCAGUGGUGUUGGAAUCUUAACACAGCUCUCGUGGCCCCGGUCUCUUAACUACGCACAGCUUGAACGGCAUCUUAUAUGGAGGCCAAGCACAACUGGGAGACGGGCAGAAAGUAGACUGGGAUCAGCGGGUAGCUCUCUGGAUGACUUUGAUUUGGCAAGGGCUUCAGAUUCCUGACUGUUUAACAAUGACAACAACCGAGAAGUCUCUUCUCCCUUCUCAAAUUAAGCUGCUGAAACAAAGAAAGAAGGGGAGACUAGGAGUGGGUUGGGGGGAGGGGGGCUGUGAGCUCAGUCUUGAUGUCAAAAACAGAGUCCCAGGAGCAGCGUGUGCAUUCACGCUUGGUGCCCUGUUCCUGAAAUCCCCACCGCCUCGUCUGUAGAGGAGCAGUUAGCUUUCUCAAGAAGUCAUCUUAGCUCUCUCAGUUGUGAAUGUGAACAUUGCACUCAGGUCCUGUUUGCAGGCUUCCCCUCGAGGUGUCUGGCUGGCCACUGUAAGAGCAGGCCGCUGGCAAGGAGACCUUUGAUUUGAUCCAGCGGCCUGUCUCCUCUUAUUUUGCUGUGGUAGUGGGGAUGCAAACAUGCCUUUAAACAUAAUAAUGCAACAGCAGAUUGGUGGAGCGGCAACAACAAUGGUCUCUCUGUAGGAAAGGGGAGGUGGGCCGACCUUGCCCUAGUCGCUGACGCCACAGACUUGCUCAUCCAUGCACGCUCAGCAGGCAUAGCGCCCCAGCGCUCACUGGCAUGUAUGAAUGAGCCGUCGCAGGUCUAACUCGACAACUGGAGGGACCAUAACACUUCCAGUGCAGUGUUAGCUAGCUGGAGUCCAGCUGCCUGUUGAGUAUGCAGUCAUUUAAGGGCUGAUCCACAGAAAUUUGUGCUUGAGGGGAGGGGGGGUUGGCCACAGACAGGGGCCGUUGCCACACUCCAAAAAUGUGUGUUUUGGGGUUGGGGGCCCAAAGGGGGUGCUGCUAUGAAGCCUGACCCUGUUGCAGCCUAGCAGUAUUAUAACAUAACGGGUCAUCUCUGUAUGUAUUUGCUCUUUGUAUUUACUGCAAGGAUUUUUUAUAUAUAAAAACAUUUCCUCCUCCCCUUC
Podarcis raffonei (Aeolian wall lizard) is the source of this 6418-nucleotide messenger RNA. RefSeq names its product palmitoyltransferase ZDHHC3-like. The record is from RefSeq and is a predicted model, not a curated record. Gene Ontology annotation, biological process: peptidyl-L-cysteine S-palmitoylation; protein targeting to membrane. Lineage: Eukaryota; Metazoa; Chordata; Lepidosauria; Squamata; Lacertidae. Bases 20 to 955 code for a protein of 311 amino acids. Gene Ontology annotation, cellular component: Golgi apparatus; endoplasmic reticulum. Gene Ontology annotation, molecular function: protein-cysteine S-palmitoyltransferase activity. The transcript is spliced from 9 exons.